Molecule: messenger RNA, 1516 nt
Organism: Lactuca sativa (garden lettuce)
Lineage: Eukaryota; Viridiplantae; Streptophyta; Magnoliopsida; Asterales; Asteraceae
Product: F-box/FBD/LRR-repeat protein At3g51530
Molecular function (GO): protein binding
Source: RefSeq, a predicted model, not a curated record
AGCAGAAUAGGAAUAAAGCAUGUCUUUGUUAGAAUAAGAAUCAUACACUUAUCAGCUAGCUAAAAGAGUUGUGACAUUUUCAAAUUGCCUUGAUACAUUUACAAAAGUGGCAUAAGACCAUCUUUAUAACUUAUAAGCAGCACUAUCUGAUGCAGUAUUGAUGUUAUGUCUUAAUCUGUGUUCCAUAUAUUUAGUUGGUAUUCUUAUCUGUUACCCAAGUAAAUAUAAUUGAUUUAACUUUUACAUUAUGAAGUGCAGAUUAUCAUUUGCUAUGGGAAUGUGAUUUGUGGACUCAAAAGAGAAGGAAGGAUGGUUAUCUGGCUAUCAGUGAAGAUGAUCAGAAUCAAAAGAAAACUAGGAUUGUGUGUAUAAGGGAUUGACAGGAUUCUGUGAAUAACAGAGAAUGGAGUUUGAUCAAAAUAAUGUUAGGUGGGUUGUAGAACAAGAUAGAUUAAGCAGAUUGCCAGAUGAGCUUCUUCAUAAGAUCAUGUCUUGUUUUGACAUGAAAUUUGUUGUUGAAACAUGUUUGUUGUCCUCAAGAUGGAAGCUUCUGUGGACAUCAAUGCCCUUUCUUAACUUCUCAAGCUGUAAUUUUGGGUCUUUACUUAGGUUUGCUGAAUUCAUGACUCAUGUUUUGUUUCAUCGUGAUCAUCAAAGAGAAGUGUCUUUGUUAAAGCUAUAUUUCCAAGGAGCAGCUAAUGACUUUUUUGUGAGAAAGAUUGCAGAUUAUGUGUGCUCUCACAAUGUCCAACAACUAACUAUCUGGCUCACACACCACCUUCCAAAUAACCCUCCUUUCCUGUUUACCUCUAAUUCACUCAAACAUUUCACACUGACUAGCAUUGUGAUUGGAGCUUGCAAUAUUACACCCAAAACACCUUGGGAUUUUCCAGCUUUAACAACUUUGCAUCUCAGUGGCAUUGUAUUGAGUGGUGAUCUUUUCUCCAAGUGUGUAAACUUAAAGCACCUCACUUUAGAAUCUUUUGUUAUUAAUGUGGAUGUGGAGGAAUUUGACAUCAUUACCCCUCGACUUUCUGAUCUCAUUCUUAUUGGUGGGAAAUGUUCAAGAGUCAUCAUCAAUCUGAUUGCACCUCAACUUGAGAAUCUCACAAUAUAUCAUUGCAUCAUCAAGCUCUUGAAUGCUCCAUCAAUUCUUUCAUCUUUGUGUUACACGGGUUUUCCGCAUCCACAAUUGUUCAAAGAUUGUUUCCAUUCUCUAAAUGAAGUGACUAUAUGUUGGUUAAAAAUGCCAUAUAAGGAGGAAGAUGCUCUCAAAACUAUUCACAUGCUUCAGAAGCUCUAUAGUGCCAGAUAUGUUACACUUGAUGCUUACAUUGUUGAGUGUAUUUCAUCAUUUCCGGAUUUAUUAUUGCACAAUUCUUCACCUUUUACCAACUUGAUUUGCUUGACUAUAGACUCCAGCAUGCGUGUGGAUCCAUACAAAGUAAAAAUGUCUAUUGAAGCUAGAAACUUCUUGAUUGAGAAGUCUCCAAGUGCCACUUUAAUCAUGAAAUGA